Oncorhynchus kisutch (coho salmon) is the source of this 5766-nucleotide messenger RNA. Its product is annotated as trichohyalin-like. The transcript has 28 exons. The coding region runs from base 1 to 5766 and encodes 1921 amino acids. Lineage: Eukaryota; Metazoa; Chordata; Actinopteri; Salmoniformes; Salmonidae. The record is from RefSeq and is a predicted model, not a curated record.
AUGAGGGAAAGGGAGAGAGAGAUGGAGGAGGAAAUGAGGAGGUUCAGGGAGAAAUCUGAGAGGCAGAAGGUAGAGAAACAGAUGGAGCUCCAGAAGAAGAGACAGGAGGAGAGAGAUGAGUGGGAGAUAUUUGAAAAUAAGAGAGUGGAGGAAUGGAAAGAGUUUUACAGGAAGGAAGAAGACAUCCGAAAGGAAGAGUCAUGGAUGAAAGCAGAAAGGAAGGCAAAUAGAAAGGUGGAAGAAGGAAAGAGAAAGAUGGGAGAAGAACAACAGAUGCUGAAAAAGCAAGCCAGUCUAACGGAGACACUGAGUGAUGGAAAGAGAAGAAACCUGGAAGAGAGAAAGGAAGAUGAAAAUAAUAUGGGAGAAAAGUGUGUGAAGGAAGCAAGGGAAGGAGACAGGGGAGAGCUCCUGAAAGAAAAGAGACAGAGACAGAUUGCAGAAGAACAUUUGACACACAUGGAGAAACAAAUGAUGGAGAGGGAGGGGGAGAGGAAGAGAGAACUUGAGAGUCAGAUUAGAGAAGAGAAAAGGAAGCACGAGGAGGAAAUAAAAAUGAGGAAACUGAAAGAGGAUCUAAUGAGAGAAAAGAGGCAUAGACAGAUUGCAGAAGAAAAUAGGACACAUAUGGAGAAACAAAUGAGAGAGCUGGAGGAGAGGGAGGAGGAGAGGAAGAGAGAACGUGAGAGUCAGAUUAGAGAAGAGAAAAGGAAGCAUGAGGAGGAAAUAAAAAUGAGGAAACUGAAAGAGGACCUAAUGAGAGAAAAGAGGCAUAGACAGAUUGCAGAAGAAAAUUUGACACAUAUGGAGAAACAAAUGAGAGAGCUGGAGGAGAGGGAGGAGGACAGGAAGAGAGAACAUGAGAGUCAGAUUAGAGAAGAGAAAAGGAAGCACGAGGAGGAAAUAGAAAUGAGGAAACUGGAAGACAUGAAGAAUGAAAUGUUUGGAAAAAUUAGAGAGUUGGAGGAGGAGAGGAAGAGAGAACUUGAGAAUCAGAUUAGAGAAGAUAUGAGAAAAAGAGAAGAGGAAAUGAAAAUGAGGAAACUGGAAGAGGACCUAAUGAAAGAAAAGAGGCAGAGACAGAUUGCAGAAGAAAAUUUGACACAUAUGGAGAAACAAAUGAGAGAGCUGGAGGAGAGGGAGGAGGACAGGAAGAGAGAACUUGAGAGUCAGAUUAGAGAAGAGAAAAGGAAGCACGAGGAGGAAAUGAAAAUGAGGAAACUGGAAGACAUGAAGAAUGAAAUGUUUGGAAAAAUGAGAGAGUUGGAGGAGAGGAUGAAAAAGAUGGAAAGACAGCAUGCAGAGAAGACCACGAUGGAGGAGGAGAAGGAGGAAAGAAAGAGGGUGGAAGACACAGUGAGGAUGAAAGAGCUAAACAAGACAGCCUUGGAUGUGUGGGAAUUUCACUUUGGAAGUCAUGAAUGUCUGAAACACAGAAGUGAUUCAGAAUGUUCAGAUUGUGAUGACAGUAAAAGUGUCAAAGCACACCAGAAGAAGACAGACAAAGGGAAGAAUGAAACGAUGGAAGCACUCCUGAGCGAGGACGAAUUUAACAGUAGUGAUGAUGAUGAUGGUUUCACUGAGAUGAAACAAAAGGAUGGACAUAAAAAUAUGCUUGUUGAGGAGAAGGUAGCUACAAAUUGCUGUCAAAAUGAUCACCCAGGAAAAGUCAAAGUUCAAAAUGACCUGGCAGGUGAUAUAGACUGGUCAGAGAGUGACUACAGCGAGAUUGAGGAAAUAAUCGACAGUGACACUGAGGACAUUAGUGAAGAAAUAAAGGAAACGGAUGAGGAGGAGGAGGUUGAAGAUAAGACAGAUAUUGAGAGUGAUGAGAGAACAGUAAGAAAUGUGAUAAGAAGUGAAUGUGAUGAUGAUAAGAGUGGGAAACCAAACAUGAAGAAAGGCAUGGUUGACAAAGACAAUACGGACAACAACGUUGAGAAAGAGAAAACAACCCAAAGCAACACAAAGAGAGAGGAGGGUGAGAGAAAAGAGGUUCAUCAAAGCCAAGACACAGAGACAUACAAAACCAAUGGUGCGACAGAAUCUGACGAGCUCACUUUGGCUCCUGGAAAGGGGUCAGAUAGCAAUGACAGUGAGAGGGUCAAAUCCAACCAAGAGAAAGAAAAGGAUGACCAAAAGGACACAGGACAGUUAGAGAGUCAGGAGGAGAAGAAGGAGGACAGGAUACUUGCUGGAGCAGAGCGAGAGACUCAGCAUCCUCAGGAAGACCAAUCGGAAACAUGCAAAGAUUUUUCAAUUUUCGCAGCGGCAAUGGUUAAGACUCAGGGCCCAGACGAGGAUCAACUAGCAGUUGAAGGAAAGACUAACAACACUCAGACAGACCAGGCAGCAAAGGUCAAAGGUGAAAAGGACCUGGAUAAUGACUGGUCAGAGAGUGACAGUGAGAUUGAGGAAAUUACAGCUGAUUUUGAGAUUGAUGAGGAAACAGACCAACCAGCAACGUGCGGAGAUUACUCCAUCUCUAUUGCUGAGGAGGUUAAGAUUCAGGACCCUGACAAGAAUCAACCAGCAAAGCUCAAAGAUUCCUCCAUCUUCUUGGCUGGUGUUGAGGUCAAACAGACCCAGAGCAAAGAUGUCUCCUUGGUUGCUGCAGCUGAGUCAAAGACUCUGAAACCUCAGGAGGAGCAGCCAGCAAAGUGUAAAGAUUUGUCUGUGUUUGCUGCAGCCGGAGGAAAGACUCAGGACUCAGCAAAGGUCAAAGGUGAAAAGGACCUGGAUAAUGACUGGUCAGAGAGUGACAGUGAGAUUGAGGAAAUUACAGCUGAUUUUGAGAUUGAUGAGGAAACAGACCAACCAGCAACGUGCGGAGAUUACUCCAUCUCUAUUGCUGAGGAGGUUAAGAUUCAGGACCCUGACAAGAAUCAACCAGCAAAGCUCAAAGAUUCCUCCAUCUUCUUGGCUGGUGUUGAGGUCAAACAGACCCAGAGCAAAGAUGUCUCCUUGGUUGCUGCAGCUGAGUCAAAGACUCUGAAACCUCAGGAGGAGCAGCCAGCAAAGUGUAAAGAUUUGUCUGUGUUUGCUGCAGCCGGAGGAAAGACUCAGGACUCAGCAAAGGUCAAAGGUGAAAAGGACCUGGAUAAUGACUGGUCAGAGAGUGACAGUGAGAUUGAGGAAAUUACAGCUGAUUUUGAGAUUGAUGAGGAAACAGACCAACCAGCAACGUGCGGAGAUUACUCCAUCUCUAUUGCUGAGGAGGUUAAGAUUCAGGACCCUGACAAGAAUCAACCAGCAAAGCUCAAAGAUUCCUCCAUCUUCUUGGCUGGUGUUGAGGUCAAACAGACCCAGAGCAAAGAUGUCUCCUUGGUUGCUGCAGCUGAGUCAAAGACUCUGAAACCUCAGGAGGAGCAGCCAGCAAAGUGUAAAGAUUUGUCUGUGUUUGCUGCAGCCGGAGGAAAGACUCAGGACUCAGCAAAGGUCAAAGGUGAAAAGGACCUGGAUAAUGACUGGUCAGAGAGUGACAGUGAGAUUGAGGAAAUUACAGCUGAUUUUGAGAUUGAUGAGGAAACAGACCAACCAGCAACGUGCGGAGAUUACUCCAUCUCUAUUGCUGAGGAGGUUAAGAUUCAGGACCCUGACAAGAAUCAACCAGCAAAGCUCAAAGAUUCCUCCAUCUUCUUGGCUGGUGUUGAGGUCAAACAGACCCAGAGCAAAGAUGUCUCCUUGGUUGCUGCAGCUGAGUCAAAGACUCUGAAACCUCAGGAGGAGCAGCCAGCAAAGUGUAAAGAUUUGUCUGUGUUUGCUGCAGCCGGAGGAAAGACUCAGGACUCAGCAAAGGUCAAAGGUGAAAAGGACCUGGAUAAUGACUGGUCAGAGAGUGACAGUGAGAUUGAGGAAAUUACAGCUGAUUUUGAGAUUGAUGAGGAAACAGACCAACCAGCAACGUGCGGAGAUUACUCCAUCUCUAUUGCUGAGGAGGUUAAGAUUCAGGACCCUGACAAGAAUCAACCAGCAAAGCUCAAAGAUUCCUCCAUCUUCUUGGCUGGUGUUGAGGUCAAACAGACCCAGAGCAAAGAUGUCUCCUUGGUUGCUGCAGCUGAGUCAAAGACUCUGAAACCUCAGGAGGAGCAGCCAGCAAAGUGUAAAGAUUUGUCUGUGUUUGCUGCAGCCGGAGGAAAGACUCAGGACUCAGCAAAGGUCAAAGGUGAAAAGGACCUGGAUAAUGACUGGUCAGAGAGUGACAGUGAGAUUGAGGAAAUUACAGCUGAUUUUGAGAUUGAUGAGGAAACAGACCAACCAGCAACGUGCGGAGCUGGAGGACAGACUCAGAACACUCAGACAGACCAGGCCACAAAGGUCAAAGGUGAACAGGACCUGGACAUUGACUGGUCAGAGAGUGACUAUGACAGUGAGGGAACAAUGGAUAGUGACAAAGAGUUCAUAGAUAAAGACGAAUGGACAAAAUGGAGCAUGGACAUUGAGGAAAAGAAAGCGUGUACACAAGUCCAACAUGAUGGAAAUACAGCUGAGAGAGACAUCAUAAACCAAGAGAAGAAAAAGGUCCAGCCAGCAAAAUGCAAAGAUUUAUCCAUCUUUUCAGCUGGUGCUCAGACUCAGCAGACCCAGCAGUGCAAAGCUGGAGGAAAGACUCAGAACACUCAGACAGACCAGGCAACAAAGGUCAAAGGUGAACAGGACCUGGACAUCGACACAGACUGGUCAGAGAGUGACUAUGAUAGUUACGAUGAAUUCAUAACUGAAGAAGUAUGGCAAAAGUGGAAAGAGGACAAUGAGAAGAAAAGACUAAACAAAGAUGACACAGUUACACCAUUACCGAAUACAGAUAGGAUUGAUGGAGAGGUCUCAAGAGAAAAGAUUGGAAAGAUAAACCAAGAGCAGAGGGCUGCAGCCGAGGGAAAGACUCAGAACCCUCAGACAUAUCAGCCAGUAAAGGUCAAAGGUGAAAAUGACCUGACAAGUGGGGGAAUGAACCAAGAGAAGACAGAGAUAGAGGUCCUUCAGAGGUCUCGUCAGGAACAGCCAGCUAAGUGUAAAGGCAUGGCCAAGGUACCCCCGGUUCAGCAGGCCAAAGUGAGUUAUAAAAGUGAGAUUGUCCAAAAGAAAGAUGGGAAUGACAAAGUGACAGAGCCAAAGACAGAUGCAGAGCUCAUUAUGGAAAAAUAUGAGAGGAUGGUGGAAGAGGGGAGACGGGGGCCUGGUCAGAAGGAUAGGAGAGAUAAAGACAUGGCCAAAGAGUCUAAAGAAGAGCAGCGCAGGCUGAGGAAUGAGAAGGCCCUUCAGGAUCACCUGGACAGUGUAGAGAAUCAGGAAGGGACAAGCAAACAGACCAGACAACCACAGUGUAUAGGCAUGACCAAGGUCCCCCCGGGUCAGCAGGCCAAAGUGAGUAAUAAAAGUGAGAUUGUCCAAAAGAAAGAUGGGAAUGACAAAGUGACAGAGCCAAAGACAGAUGCAGAGCUCAUUAUGGAAAAAUAUGAGAGGAUGGUGGAAGAGGGGAGACGGGGGCCUGGUCAGAAGGAUAGGAGAGAUAAAGACAUGGCCAAAGAGUCUAAAGAAGAGCAGCGCAGGCUGAGGAAUGAGAAGGCCCUUCAGGAUCACCUGGACAGUGUAGAGAAUCAGGAAGGGACAAGCAAACAGACCAGACAACCACAGUGUAUAGGUGAUGUCAUCUCAAAUGGACGACUCCGGUGCACUGGAGCAGAUGUCCCCAGCGCCAUACGGCUGGAGCCAUACUCUCUGCCUUACCAACUGAUCGCUGGUCAGCUCUCCCAACAGCAGUUCUAG